Microtus oregoni (creeping vole) is the source of this 1579-nucleotide messenger RNA. It is a transcript of the gene Tfam, whose product is annotated as transcription factor A, mitochondrial. Gene Ontology annotation, molecular function: transcription cis-regulatory region binding. The transcript is spliced from 7 exons. NCBI's taxonomy places the organism in Eukaryota, Metazoa, Chordata, Mammalia, Rodentia, Cricetidae. The record is from RefSeq and is a predicted model, not a curated record. The coding region runs from base 133 to 867 and encodes 244 amino acids.
CCCGCGCGCGGCGGGCAAGAUAACAAACGCCCGGGGCUCCCACGCGGCUUGUUCGGCUGUGUGGACACCGCGGUGUGUACCACGACGGCUGCUCGCAAGCGGCGCCGCGCCAGCGCCUCGUCGGCCCGAGCGAUGGCGCUGUUCCGGGGAAUGUGGGGUGCGCUAAGGGCACUCGGACGCUCGGGGGCCGAGAUGUGCGCGGGCUGCGGGGGUCGCCUGCCCUCGCCGCUCAGCCUUAUCUGUAUUCCGAAAUGUUUUUCAUCCAACAUGGGUAAUCAUCCAAAGAAACCAAUGAGUUCAUACCUUCGAUUUUCUACAGAACAGCUACCCAGAUUUAAAGCUAAACACCCAGAUGCAAAACUUUCAGAACUGAUUAGAAAAAUUGGGGCUGCAUGGAGGGAACUACCGGAUGCAGAAAAAAAAGUGUAUGAAGCUGAUUUUAAGGCAGAAUGGAAAGCGUACAAAGAAGCUAUGAGCAAGUUUAAAGACCAGCUAACGCCAACUCAGUUGGUAUCUUUUGAGAAAGAAGGAAGGCAAAAACGUUUAAAAAAGAAAGCUUCAAUAAAAAAGAGAGAAUUAACUUUGCUUGGAAAACCAAAAAGACCUCGAUCAGCAUACAACAUUUAUGUAUCCGAAUGCUUCCAAGAGAGUAAAGAAGAGUCUUCUCAGGGAAAACUGAAGACUAUAAAUCAGGCUUGGAAAAAUCUAUCUAGUGAUGAAAGGCAGGUAUACAUUCAGCUUGCUAAAGAUGAUAGAAUUCGUUAUGAUAAUGAAAUGAAGUCUUGGGAAGAGCAAAUGGCUGAAGUUGGACGAAGUGAUCUCAUCCGUCGCAGUGUGAAACGCUCAGAAGACGUCCCUGAGGAUUAAAAGAUAGAAGAUGGAGUUGUCUUUGUUACUAGGCACAAGAAACCAAUUAGGUCUCAAUGCCUUAAGCUGUCAAAGUAGAAAGGAUAAGGUCGGUUAACACUUGAUAUUCAGUUCCUUUUUCUGUAGCCCAUGGACUUCUGCCUGUUGAAUACAUUCUGUUAUAAUCUCAAGCCCUGACAGUGGAAGAUCUUGCAGAGUUCUGCGUUUUCCUUAAGAACUGGGAUGAGACUGCCCGUGCAUCUGCAUGUAGUGGGGAUGCAUCACUCUGGGUUUGAUGGAGGUCGAUAGACUGGGAAGUAACUUUUACACUCGUAACAGUUACGUGAGGUUUUGUGAAAUUUUUACACUGAUGACAAUACCAUGGGUGUGUGAAGUUUUUACACUGAUCACUGUUACGUGCAAGUGUGCCUCUCAUGUUUUGGGGCCAGAGCUGCUUUCACAGCUAUGGCAAAGCUGUGGCGUAACUGCGCAUUCAAAGAAGCUUUCAGACUCAUUAGAUGAAGUGAUUCCUAGGGACAAAUCAUGUAUAGAGUUGAUGCUUGUACAUGCAAGUGAUUGCUGACAUCAUAACAGCUUUUUAUAGUAGUAGGAACAAAGAUUUACAAACCUUUUUCAUUAUUUUUUUUUCCUAAAGUAAAAACUAAAAAAUGAUGUACCAGGUCUAUGCAUAUUGUUUUUAUUGCAUAGAAUAAAAAUUCUAAUUUUCCAAACA